AUGAAACAGUCACUCCGAAGCGACGUGAUUCAAGUAGCGAUUGAUAGGCGCGAUUUCAUCUCCCGGAAAAGAUUUCAACGAAAAGUACGAGGGACAAAUGGACACUUUGACAAUUGGACGUUGGGCAACGAGAUUAUUGAUAGCACUAUUCGGAAUGCACAGAUGCAAUUGCCGUUGCCUCAAUGGCUGAUUGAAUCGCGGACCUUGGCACGAUCUUCAACGCCGAAUGGAUUUGCGGUCGAAUAUAUAAUGAAGAAUUUAAUGAUUGGAAAUAUUGGGAGCCACCAAAUGGAAAUCGAAUUAACAACAGGGGCAAAUGUUAACUAUCGACUGCGUGAUUAUUUUACCUUCAAUGUGUGA
Ambispora gerdemannii is the source of this 360-nucleotide messenger RNA. The record is from the annotation of a GenBank genome assembly. Lineage: Eukaryota; Fungi; Glomeromycota; Glomeromycetes; Archaeosporales; Ambisporaceae.